Brassica napus (rape) is the source of this 1737-nucleotide messenger RNA. RefSeq lists its product as uncharacterized. The coding region runs from base 1 to 1737 and encodes 578 amino acids. The record is from RefSeq and is a predicted model, not a curated record. NCBI's taxonomy places the organism in Eukaryota, Viridiplantae, Streptophyta, Magnoliopsida, Brassicales, Brassicaceae. The transcript has 4 exons.
AUGGCCUCAUCUCUUGUCUCACAUCUCCACGGCAGCUCAUCGCAGACACAAGAAGAAGAUGAUGAUGACCUAGUCAUCUUGCCUAAUGUCGACAACUCAGAGUUGAUUGCUCAGUUCAAACUCAGUCUCGCUGACCUGGUUAAAGUCUCGAGCAAGCGGCCUUGCCACUUCAACAAAUGGGCUUUAUCCUUAGAACGUUGGAUCCCUCAUAUCAGUGAUACUUUCCCCAACACCAUGACCUUCUGGAUCAGUGUCAUUGGUAUUCCAAGGCACUUCUGGAUGGAUCCUAUCUUUGAAUCCCUGGGAAGAAGGCUAGGGACAGUGGGGCCAAUUGAAGCUAGAGCUACCAAAGUCCAAGUCGAAAUAAACAUGGACCUUCCUCUGAAGUUUGCUCUACGUGCCCAACUACCGUCAGGUGAGAUUGUGCCGGUUAAGCUUGUCUACUCUAACCUCCAUCGCUACUGCAGGCAUUGUCGUCGUAUCUCCCAUGAGCUCGAGUCUUGCCCCCUACUCACUGAAGCUGAGAGAAAAGAGAAAAGUUUAAACUUAGAGGAAGACAGGGACCCUGCAUACUCUAAUAAAUUCGAAGCUCAAAAAACAGGAGAUACCUCUAAGCGCUCGCAACCUCAAGCCUCCAAGGAUAGGCGCAGUGGGGAGGACACUCACAGGGACACCCGGGAUAGCGUUUGGAAACGCAUUGACUCCCGGUAUGAUCCACGAGUUGAUCCUCGCCCUAAAACCCGCUUUGACCAUCGAGAGGCUUCUCGAAGAGAUAAAGACAAAGAAAGGGACAGGAAUGCUUCACCUAACCGAAAGGAAGCUCGUGACCUGUCUAAGGAGACAGUUUGUAGCCCAAAAAUUGUUGCUGCAGCUGUUCCACAGAUCGCAGAGCCAAACCCCUCAGCCGUCCCAGCAAGACAAAAUACGGUUUCUCCAGAGCAUACCAGAGAGAGACCUUUCAGGCUUAAUCUCCAAUCGCGAGCCUCUACAGACCUGAAACUCAAAGGAAAAAUCUCAGAAAUUGAUGAGGCUUCAGAUGAAGUAAGUUCUGCUAGGAAAAGUUUAACUUUUGAAGCUCCUUCAGACACACCUUCUGUCAAUCUCCCUCCAGCGCCGACCCUUGUUUUACCUAAAGACAAUACAAAAAGCUGUUAUGAAAUGACUUUAGAAGAGGAAGGAACUAUGGUUGAAGAUGCAGCAAUCCCACAAGUUCCAUCUAUGAUCCCUAAUAAUCUUGAGAGAGUUGGUUUACCUCUUAAUGAGAGAAUUCUUGAAGAAGAAGACUGGUUAGAAGAUGGUAAUGAUUUUGGAGAUGCAGAUGGCAAUGAUUUUGGGGAGGAAGAUAUCGAUUUGAUGGAGGAGGAUGACCUACUUGUUUCAAAUAAUGAUGUUGAAUCCCGCUUGGGUAAGGCGAUUAAUCCUGAUGCUGAUACAAAUAGAAGGAGUCCGAGGAAGGAGUCUGGCUCUCCGUCGACUCGCGUCUCAGCUUCGUCGGGGGAGAAGAAGAAAAGAUCGAUGCGUCCCCCUUCGCCGAUUGGAGUUACUUUGAGACAGCGUAAUCACAUUGCUGGGCUUGGAUCUCCAAAGUCUUUUCGAUCAGGCCUUGGGACAAAUGUUUCUAAACCAGGCAAUUUAGGCCCAUCUCCCACAGUGGAUCAAAAGAAAGCUCGAGUGACAGCAUCACCCAAAGACAACAACUUUAAAGUGGCUGGUGGAAGGCCACCGAGAGUCCCGUGA